CCGCGGGGAGGCGCGGGCCGGGCGGGGGGAGGUGACUUGAUGUCAUCCUGAGCCGCUGGGCGGCGGGUGCCGGUGCGCGCAGAGCCCGGGCUCCCGCGGCGGCGCGGCUCGGACCCCGGCUGCAGGCAGAGGUGGGCGCGCGGCCUGCCCGGAGCCCGCGCCCGAGUCGGGGCUUGACGGGGGCGGGGGGCAUGCCCCGGGCCCCCCGGAGCCCGAGCGGGAACCCCGGAGCGCCGCCGCCCCGCGCCCGCGCCCCGCGGGAAGCCACUGCGGAGGGGCCGUGAGCUGCGCCCCCACCGCGGCCGGGAACGGCCCCCGGGAGAGCGGGCUGCAGAGUGCGACCCCCGGAGAACAUCUGCCGAAGGACCAGGGUGGGCGGCCCUCACUCCGCGGGACCCCCAGGAAGGACCCGAGACCUGAGCCGGCCUCAUCUCUCCCUGCCUGCCCCCCCAGGACUGGACAGUUGCCGAAGGCCCUGGGGGGGGGCCCAGAACUGUUGUUGUGCCCCCCCCCAGCCCCACAGAAUGGGCCCAAGUUAGCCAGCACGCUCAGCACCGGCCUGGCCCAGAGGGCACCCCGGGGGCUCUGAAGGCUUGACUGACCACGCUGACCACCGCCAUGGAGACGAAGCUACCCCCCGCCAGCACCCCCACCAGCCCCUCCUCCCCCGGGCUGUCCCCCGUGCCCCCUCCGGACAAGGUGGACGGCUUCUCCCGCCGCUCGCUGCGGCGGGCCCGGCCCCGACGCUCACACAGUUCCUCGCAGUUCCGCUACCAGAGCAACCAGCAGGAGCUCACGCCGCUGCCCCUGCUGAAGGAUGUCCCAGCAGCGGAGCUGCACGAGCUGCUGAGCCGGAAGCUGGCCCAGUGCGGGGUCAUGUUCGACUUCUUGGACUGCGUGGCUGACCUCAAGGGGAAGGAGGUGAAGCGGGCGGCCCUCAACGAGCUGGUGGAGUGUGUGGGCAGCACCCGGGGGGUCCUCAUUGAGCCGGUGUACCCCGACAUCAUCCGCAUGAUCUCAGUGAACAUCUUCCGGACCUUGCCGCCCAGCGAGAACCCCGAAUUUGACCCGGAAGAGGAUGAGCCCAAUCUUGAGCCUUCGUGGCCACAUUUGCAGCUGGUGUAUGAGUUUUUUCUUCGCUUCCUGGAGAGCCCAGACUUCCAGCCCUCCGUGGCCAAGAGAUACGUGGACCAAAAGUUUGUGCUGAUGCUCCUGGAGCUGUUCGACAGUGAGGACCCCCGGGAGCGGGAAUACCUCAAGACCAUCCUGCACCGGGUCUACGGCAAGUUCCUGGGGCUCCGGGCCUACAUCCGCAAACAGUGCAGCCACAUCUUCCUCCGGUUCAUCUAUGAGCUCGAGCACUUCAAUGGCGUGGCAGAGCUGCUGGAAAUCCUUGGAAGCAUCAUCAAUGGCUUCGCCCUGCCCCUGAAGACGGAGCACAAGCAGUUCCUGGUUCGGGUGCUGAUCCCGCUGCACUCGGUCAAGUCGCUGUCUGUCUUCCACGCCCAGCUGGCGUACUGCGUGGUGCAGUUUUUGGAGAAGGACGCCACCUUGACAGAGCACGUCAUCCGGGGACUGCUCAAGUACUGGCCGAAAACCUGCACCCAGAAGGAGGUGAUGUUUCUGGGGGAGAUGGAAGAGAUCCUUGACGUCAUCGAACCCACCCAGUUUGUGAAGAUCCAGGAGCCCCUCUUUAAGCAGGUGGCUCGCUGCGUGUCCAGCCCCCAUUUCCAGGUUGCAGAGCGGGCUCUGUAUUUCUGGAACAACGAGUAUAUCCUGAGCCUCAUUGAGGACAACUGCCACACUGUGCUGCCUGCCGUGUUCGGGACCCUCUACCAGGUGUCCAAGGAGCACUGGAACCAGACCAUCGUGUCUCUCAUCUACAACGUGCUCAAGACCUUCAUGGAGAUGAACGGAAAGUUGUUCGACGAGCUCACGGCCUCCUACAAGCUGGAGAAGCAGCAGGAGCAGCAGAAGGCCCGUGAGCGCCAGGAGCUGUGGGAAGGCCUGGAGGAGCUGCGGCUGCGCCGGUUACAGGGGAGCCAGGGGGCCAAGGAGAGCCCCCUGCAGCGGCUUACGACACCCCAGGUGGCUGCCAGCGGGGGUCAGAGCUAGGGAGCCCCCAGAGGGGGAGGCACCAACCCCGGAGCUCUCGGUCCCUCCACCUCCUCCUGCCCAGAGAGAGGGUCAGCCCUGGCCUGGCCCCAGUGGGCGCGGACAGCAGCCUUGGGAGGGGUGAGCAGGGGGUGGUGGGCUCAGCCUGCAGCGGCAGCUGGACCCGCGGCCUCUGGCGGGACUCGACCACCAGGGCGGGCUGGGCCAGGGAGCCGGCGCGGGGGCCCAUCCCGCAAAGCUGGGCCCCAGCCAGCCCGUAGGCAGCUCCCCCUGCCCCGCCCGUCCUUUGGGUCAGGGCGCUCGGCCCCUUCGCCUGCCCACCCCGUGCCAGGGGACCUCCCUUCCCCGCCACGGGACCCGCUGUCUAUUUAUUCUCCCACCUCACCCCCAGCACAGAUGCUGUCCCGGGCCUUGGGGGGGGGCCUCCCCUCCUCGCCCUGUACUUCCUGGUCCCCUUUUUAUUUAUUGGGCAGGGGGAGGGCUGAGGGCACAGGUAGAAGCUUCCCGUGGCGGCGGCGAGGUGUGGCCCCUUUCCCUGGCGGGGUAGAUUAAUAAAGAGAGAAACUCGC
This is a messenger RNA of Sorex fumeus (smoky shrew), 2684 nucleotides long. RefSeq names its product protein phosphatase 2 regulatory subunit B'beta (gene PPP2R5B). NCBI's taxonomy places the organism in Eukaryota, Metazoa, Chordata, Mammalia, Eulipotyphla, Soricidae. The transcript has 14 exons. The record is from RefSeq and is a predicted model, not a curated record. The coding region runs from base 619 to 2115 and encodes 498 amino acids. Gene Ontology annotation, biological process: signal transduction; protein dephosphorylation. Gene Ontology annotation, molecular function: protein phosphatase activator activity. Gene Ontology annotation, cellular component: cytosol; nucleus; protein phosphatase type 2A complex.